Saccoglossus kowalevskii is the source of this 3449-nucleotide messenger RNA. RefSeq lists its product as uncharacterized. NCBI's taxonomy places the organism in Eukaryota, Metazoa, Hemichordata, Enteropneusta, Harrimaniidae. Gene Ontology annotation, molecular function: protein phosphatase regulator activity. Gene Ontology annotation, cellular component: cytoplasm; nucleus; protein phosphatase 4 complex. The record is from RefSeq and is a predicted model, not a curated record.
AGCGCCAUGUUGGUGGUCUCCUCUGCUGAUUUAGUCUCCGGGACAAUGGACGACCCGGAUUGCAUUUUAGACGCUUUGAACGAUUUUGAGAAGAAAAAUUGCAAUGACAUUCCAGAUAGAUUGGAACAGCUUUUGUGUGAUAUCGCACGAACAGGCGAAAUUCGGUUUCCUUGGUCUAAAGUUAAAAAGCUCUUCAUUUGCAAGUUGGAAUUAGCUAUAGAGGAGUUUGUGGAUUGUAAUCCAAAUGAAGAAAUCCCAGUUCUGCCAAAUGUGGAAAAUGUUGAAUUUGAAGAAAUGAAAAUACGUUUAAUGACUGCAUUAGAAACUUUCAGUAGUGCACCUUUCACAAUACAAAGACUAUGUGAAUUGGUGAUUGAACCCAAAAAGUAUUAUUCUAGAAGCGAUAAGUUCAUGAGAGGAAUUGAGAAGAAUGUUGUAGUCGUGACAACUGUCAAACCUUACAAUAGAUUGUCUACCUCAGAACCUACUACUAAUGGUACUGCUAUGGUUAAUGGUCUUCUAUCUGAAUGUAUUACCCAUGUACCUACAGAAUUCUCAUCAGAGAAUGAUGAACAAACUGAGAUGCUUAUAGAAAAAACAGAUGAUGUAAGCAGCACAGAAAUAGACCACCUUGAAGAUGCUUCGGAGGACAAUGAACAAUUGUCUGAUGAGGCUGAAACUGAAGGAGACUUGGAGGAAAAAGAAGUAAAUACAAGUAGCAAUGUUGAGAGUAGUGACAAUGUACUUGAUCAAACUGCCACUGUGAGUGGUGACACUGAAACAAUGCAGGUCACUUCAAGUGAAGAACAAACAGUGAAAACUAAAGAAACUGAUUGUACAGAAACUGAUUGUAGCAUGGUGACUAGUUUAGAAGAGACAACAGACAAGGUUUCUAGCUUAGAAGAGACCACCGACAAGGUGACCAGUUUAGAAGAGACAACAGAAAGGGUGGCCAAUUUAGAUGAAACUGACAACAAUGCGACCAGCUUAGAUGAGACCAGCGACAAGAUGCCCAGUUUGGAAGAAACCAGUGAUAACAUGGCCAGUUUGGUGGAGAGCAGUGACAUGAGCAGUUUGGAAGACGGCAGCAACAAGGUGACUAGUUUGGAAGAAACCAGUGAUAACCUGACCAGUUUGGAAGAAACGGGCAACAAGUCAAGCAGUUUGGAAGAGACAAGCAACAAGGUAACUAGUUUGGAAGAGACAAGCAACAAGGUAACUAGUUUGGAAGAGUCAAGCAACAAGGUAACUAGUUUGGAAGAGUCAAGCAACAAGGUAACUAGUUUGGAAGAGUCAAGCAACAAGGUGACCAGUUUGGAAGGUUCAACUGAAGAGACAAGUGCAAUUGUUUCUACAACUGUUUCUGACAGUGGUGAAUGUGAAGAUAUCAACAAAAGCUCAGGUGAUAAUGCUUUAGAAGCUGCUGGCAGAAAACACAAAGAUAAUGAUACAGACGUUUGUGAACCAAAUGCUAAAAGACCAAGGUAUGAUAGUGAAGAUGUUGAAAAAACUACUGAGGGUGAGGAUGAACUUAAUGGUGUUGGUCAAUCAGAAACUAACAGUACAGGUGGUGAAGCCCAGUCUAAAACCCAUACAUUAGAUAAUAAACCGGAUGACAAACAGGAUGAUGUGCCUGUCAGCGAGUUAGAAGAACCAAAAGAAUGUGAAGGAAGUAAGGAAGUUGUGACAGAAUCAGCUGGGGAUACAAGAGAGACAGACUCAAAAGUAAUUACUGAGCAGAUCACAGAACAGAUUGAGACGGAAAUAAAACUAGAAGCAGGGUCUGAUAAAAGUACUGAUAAAACUGAAAAUAAACCUGUUGAGUCAGAGGAACCAAUGGAUCAAAGUUGAAAAUGUACUGUAUUCUUCAAAUUACAAACUUGAAAAAAAAAUGGGCGUGUCAACAAAAAUAUGUAAAUCUGUAUCCUGUCUCAAACAUUUUGCCCAAACUUUAUCAACUCUUGUAUACUCUGAGCUUUUGUAUUUUUUUUAAUGAGAAUACAAUGUUCUAAGCUUGAGGGAGGAAGUUAUGUACACUAUUCAGCAGGUCACUGCCUAUUAGAUUAUGAAUUAUCGACUUUAGUUGAAAUUUAUUAGUACCCCUACUAUUGGAGAAUUCAUCUACAUGAAUUACCGCUGUACAUUAGUCACCCAUUGAAGCAGCUAUUCAGUUACUUAUGAAUCGAGACUGGAUUGGAAUACUGCUUAUGGCUGGUUUUGUGUGUUCAUUUGUCUAGAUCAGCAGUAAUACACAAGUGACAUUGAUUUACACAUUUGGUGCGGACCAGAGAUUGCAUUUUUGUCACUCUGUGUUGACUAUUACUAACGCAGGAAAUCUUGCAAGUCCAAGCUUACUGUGUUACAUCUCGGGUUAAUCCCCAUGAUAAAACAUUUUAGAGCAUAAUUGCAUUUUGAUUCUUUGCAUUAAGUGUGUAUUAAUUGUACAGGGCUUAAAGUAAACAUUACUUGACAUCUGCUGGGCUGCUAGUUUUAAAAGCUGGUAGUUUCAUGGUUAUAUUUAUAUUCAUAUUGCUAAAUUUCUGUUGGACACCAACUAAUUUAUAUAAAAAAACAAAGCAUUAAUAAUUUCUAAAUCGGUAGUUCAGUUUGGGGUACCGUACUAAUCUUGCUGAAUGGCUUCCCCCAUCCAGGUGUUGGUUGGCCAUGGGCUAUUGUCCAUUCCGAGCCCUCGUAUGCUUAGGUUUGGCAUUAUAUACCGGUAUCAUAUCCCAAAUGGCUACGUUUCAAUUUCCAAAAAUAAAUUAUUUAUGUUGACAUGUGAAGUUCAGUAAUGAUCAAUCAGAUCUAAAAAUGAAAUAUUCCUUUUGUAGAAAUGCAAAGUAUUUAAAGUCCUGAAUGUAUAAAAGCUUGUUUUUAAAUUAUUCAAUGGCUAUACAACUUUCUGUAAUUGUUUUGUAAUGGAAGUCUUAAAAAUACAACUAUGGGAGGGGUUGUUGGUUUCGUCCACCAAUGAAUAUUGAUAACUAAAGCUGUCUCCAUGUACCAGUCUGCCAUUCCAGGAUGACUUUUUCAUGAAUCCAAUGUGCAUAAUUGAUUUCAAACCAAAGAAUAGUGUCGGUUAGCUAGUCUGGAAUGAUAUCUGGGACAGUGUCUUGGAUAUCUGGUCACUAUCAAUGACUAACCUGUUGUAAUGCAAUUUCCUGUUAACAUGAAGACUAUCAUAUUGACAAACUACCACUACGCUAUGUAUUGUCAUUUGGUGUAUAUUUAAAGUUCAAACCACCACCCUCAUUCUAUUAGCUCAUUUCUCAGUAAUUCAACUGCCAAAAAAUGAGAAGUGCUUUAUUGUAAGACUUUUAAGCAACCUCAUCAUUGAUUCCAUUUGAAUGUCACAAUUUUUUUUCCUGGAAAUGGUAUUUUUAUGUGAAUUAGUGUGAAUUAAAAAAAGUUUAAUAUGUGACAUUUAAAUAAAGUUUUACUUAAAUUUU